Messenger RNA from Schistosoma haematobium, 702 nucleotides. RefSeq lists its product as uncharacterized. The coding region runs from base 55 to 354 and encodes 99 amino acids. The record is from RefSeq and is a predicted model, not a curated record. Lineage: Eukaryota; Metazoa; Platyhelminthes; Trematoda; Strigeidida; Schistosomatidae. The transcript has 2 exons.
AACAAAAUCUGUUAAAAAUCUAAUGUAAACUUAGUAAUUACUUAUAACUUUAGUAUGUUUGCAUUAACCUCAUCAUGUUUUCGUUCUAAACACAAGAAUUGGAUGGAACUAGAAAAGAAGGCCCAGGACAGAGUGGGUUGGAGAAUGUUGGUCGGCGGCCUAUGCUCCAUUAGGAGUAACAGGCGUAAGCCUUCCGACGCAACGUUGGACUUUUGGCGCGGAUUACUAUUGUAUAAUGCUAUUGGACUCCGUCUUCUUCAUUACGUCAUCGGUGCAGUCACUUGCAGAGGAACAUCUGUCAAUCAAGUGAACUCAGUUUGUGGUCGUUGUUCUCACGAGGAAGUGCACAAGUAACAUUCAUUCUAUAGUAACUGUUAGUGUCUGUUUGUUUAAUAUAUCUUUUGUAUUGCUAACGGUAUUUUGUUACCUUUGGUUUUACUAACCGACAGACAUCUAGGUUUCUUUACUAUAAAUUUUUUUUGGCAUAUCAUUAUUAACCUAGUGUAUCAAUAUAUUUUGUAUAAGCUCCUUUUGUUUGGGAACCACUACACAAUCUUACAACUUGAUUCAUGGGACUCUAAUACCACUAUGAAUUAGACCGAAUGACAUUGGUUAUUGAUUAUCGAUCACUUAGUGUUAACGAAUGUAUUUUAGCGGGUAUUCUAUGAGUUAUGAAGAGUAAAAUCAAAUUCAAGAUGGGAC